This is a messenger RNA of Onychostoma macrolepis, 1344 nucleotides long. Its product is annotated as zinc finger protein 436-like. The coding region runs from base 582 to 950 and encodes 122 amino acids. The record is from RefSeq and is a predicted model, not a curated record. Gene Ontology annotation, biological process: regulation of transcription by RNA polymerase II. The transcript is spliced from 3 exons. Gene Ontology annotation, molecular function: DNA-binding transcription factor activity; RNA polymerase II cis-regulatory region sequence-specific DNA binding. NCBI's taxonomy places the organism in Eukaryota, Metazoa, Chordata, Actinopteri, Cypriniformes, Cyprinidae.
ACCCGACCCGCGGGUUAUGAGAUGAGCCGCGCAUCACUAACACAGACAUUCAUGUUCAGUGAAGCUCUUCCCACAACAAUCACAUAUUCAGUAAUAAAUGCUGGAAGAUUCCCAUCAGUUCAGAAGUGAAGACAAGCAUCAGAGCAUCAGGAAGAGCUGAAAUCUGAUCUGAGACUGAGUUUAUUAACACAACUUUACGUAGAAAGGACAAAGAAGAAGGCGAGAGUUAUUCUUGCAGAUGGCUCUCAUCCUCUUUUCAGCCAGUUUGAGCUCUUGAAGUCAGGUAGACGUUAUAGAGUUCCCCUAGCAAAUAAAAAUGUGUAUAAGAGGUCCUUUAUCCCCAAUGCAAUUAGAAUCAUUAACUCAGCAACUUUUUAAUUAAGCAGUGUGUAAGGCUUUAAUUGUAUCCAUUUUUUCCUUGUGUUGUGUGUGUAAUGUGACUAGUUUUUGUGAUUUUAUUUUAUUUGUAUGUUGUUAUUAAUUUUGUUGUGUUGGUGAGCCAAAGACAAUUUUCCACUCAGGUGUACAAUAAAGUUGUACAUUACAUUACGUUACAUUACAUUAAAGAGGACAGAGAGAAGAUGAGAGAUCCAGAGCCCUGCAGAAUCAAACACACUGAAGAUACUGAACAACAAACAGAGAUUAUUGACAAAUACAAUGAGAAUGAAGAACUGAGUGAAGUUGAGGAGAAAAAUCAUGUCAAAACUGGAGAAAAAGCUUUGAGCUGCCCUCACACCAAAGAGAAAGAUUUAAAGAAAAGAAGAGUUCACACUGGAGAGAAAGCGUUCAAGUGUUCAGACUGUGACAAGAGAUUCAGUCAGUCAAUACAUCUGAAAACACAUGAGAGGAUUCACACUGGAGAGAAAGCGUAUCACUGCACUGCGUGUGGGAAGCGUUUCAGUCGUUCAUCUGCUCUACACAGACACACAAAAACAUUCACAAUUUUAUAAAUAAUCAUGGUGUCUUAGGGCUGGAGGAAGAUUGUCAUCCUUUGGAGCAGAAAGGGCUGCAGCCAAACGUUCUUGGGUGUGCUCUCCACUCUGCGGAUCUCUCACUUGCAGGUCAUCAUGAUCGUCGCCUCCAGUUGAUCUUCUUCUGGUUCCAUGAUGUCACCAUUUGUGAUGCAGAUGUUGUGCAGUAUAGUACAACAAGUGAUGACCUCUGGAGCAAAUUCUGGCUUGACUUCAAGGGCCUUGAAGAAAAGUGACCGCCAUCGCGUUUUCAAACAGCCAAAAGAUCUCUCAAUGAUGGACCGAGCUUUUGCAUGGUGGAAGUUGAAACGCCAUUGACUUGCAUUUUGUAGUGGCUCUCUAUAUGGAGUGAUAAGAGAGAUUGGGUGGCUAA